Messenger RNA from Mixia osmundae IAM 14324, 1145 nucleotides. RefSeq lists its product as uncharacterized. The record is from RefSeq and is a predicted model, not a curated record. The coding region runs from base 261 to 1145 and encodes 294 amino acids. Gene Ontology annotation, cellular component: zeta DNA polymerase complex. Lineage: Eukaryota; Fungi; Basidiomycota; Mixiomycetes; Mixiales; Mixiaceae. The transcript has 8 exons.
GACGGCUCGAGUGUCUUGGCAUGCGUGACUCGCAGUGAUGCGAUCUACAAAGCAGCACAAGCCGAGCGUGCUGACUCCAAGAUGUAACAAGUCUUGCGACCAGAGCUUUGAUCGCUUGUCGGUGCGAUCGAUAAUGACGCGGACGCGACGCGAACAGAUACAGCUGGCCAGCCGACCGAACAAGUCCCAGAGUGCUGCCCCGCUGCUCUGAGCGCUCCCACAGAUUCAUCGAAGCUUCGUCAGCGAUCGGCAGCUAGUCAAUGCCGCCGAAGCGCAGGGCCGCAUCCACAGUUGUCGAAGAAGACACGCUCAAUUUCAAAGAGACGCUCUCGGUUCUCAAGGACUUUUUCGAAGUCGCACUACACCAGAUCCUGUACCUACGCCAGGUCUACCCUCGAGGCGAGCGCAUGUGCGAUGAUGACAAGAUCCGCAUUGACAAUGACGCAGACUUCUUCACGAAACGCAAGAAAUACGAAGUCGACGUCUGGCAGUGUCAUGUCCCCGUUCUCUCAGAAUACGUCCUUGGCAUCGUCAAUUCGACAGCGGACGAGCUCAGCAAGGAGCAAGUCAGCCAGCUUAUCGUCUCCAUUCAGGACAAUGCGACACACGAGAGUCUUGAGAACUACAUCUUCGAUGUACAGUAUUUCCCAACCGUCGAUCGGGUCAAUAGGUCACCCGCUGGCAUCUCCAAGGACGAGAUUGAGGACUACAUGAGGGCAUACAUCAUGAGUCUCUCAACCAUCGAAUCUCGCGUGCAGACAGGUCUGCCAGAAGAUCUCACCUUUACCACCUUUCUCACUCUUGUCGAGCCCGGCGAGGGGCCCCCUACAUCUGAAGAGGAGCGCAAGAAGGAUCUGACCUCGAAGUGGGUGCCUGCUCAGAGGCAGGUCGAGCCUGUUCGCGCGGACCCGAGUGCGCCCAUCACUGUCAUCGACAGCUCUCAAGACACUGUGAGCAGCGUGUCAGAGCGUAACAAGCUCACUCCCCUCAAGUCAUACGCCCUCGGCCCUCUAGCACUGCAAUUGUUCGUCGAAGAAACGGCCGAGAAGGCUAGACUGCUCCAGAAGCUGCGCACGCGAGACGGCGCGCUCUCUUCGUCAGCACCGACGGUCGUCGACAAGGGCAAGAGACGAGCUGUUGAUUAG